AUGACACGAAGCUACAAACAAACAGGAUCAUGCAAAUACUAUUUUUGUUGGUGCUGUGAUCGAGAUGCGUUACCUAAUCAAAUUGUACAUCAUAAUCGAGCACAUCGAAAAAAGCUAAGGGAUGCCAUUUCACAAACACCUAAAACUUUUGACGAACAAGUGAUGGAAAAUCUAACACUCCAACGAAUGAAACACGUCCGCAAGAGCAAAUAUUUUCAAUUUUACGGAGAGCCAAGAGAAGAUCAAGUCGACUGUGCAGACUAUUGCAAAGAUUAUUUGGAUUAUGUGGACGCUUUGAAACAAUCAAAGAAGAAUCUGAAAGCCAUUGCCCGGAAGGAUAAGUUUGAGGAGUGGUGUGAAGCAAGACCUUCUCAUGUUGUAAAAAAAAAAAGGAAACAAUUGAAAAGAGAGGACCGAGACAGCAUCUUUGAUGAUGACAGCACCGAUAGUGAGACUGAGAAGGAACUUGAAAAGUGGAGAAAUAAGAAUUAUUCCCAUGAGGCUGCUAAAUAUUAUGAAACAUGUAGCAUGAAAGUUUUAAAGGCAUAUAGGCGUUCGAAACAUAAAUAG
Naegleria lovaniensis is the source of this 570-nucleotide messenger RNA. RefSeq lists its product as uncharacterized. The record is from RefSeq and is a predicted model, not a curated record. Lineage: Eukaryota; Heterolobosea; Eutetramitea; Acrasida; Naegleriidae. The transcript has 2 exons. Bases 1 to 570 code for a protein of 189 amino acids.